Gastrolobium bilobum is the source of this 582-nucleotide messenger RNA. RefSeq lists its product as uncharacterized. The transcript is spliced from 3 exons. The record is from RefSeq and is a predicted model, not a curated record. Lineage: Eukaryota; Viridiplantae; Streptophyta; Magnoliopsida; Fabales; Fabaceae. Bases 1 to 582 code for a protein of 193 amino acids.
AUGGCUUCUUCUAGGAGAUUGGCUACCCUUAUAUGCUCCAUUGCUUUUUCAUUAUAUUUCCUUAUCAUCAUUUUUCAAGUUCCCAUUUUCAGAAUUGGAAUCUGUAAGACACCAUUAGAAGUGACAUCUUCUCAGUUAAUUGCAAGUGAGGUAUUUCCACUUUUUAUAGUGAAGGCUCUUCUCUACCCUGGAGCUCUUGCAAAGGCUAUUUGCAAGCAGAAAACCAUCCCAAGCUACAAAAAUCUGCUAAUGUUGGACAAGUUCAAUACAAGGACAAUCUCUGCUGCAUCAGAUCUCCAACGCUUAGAGGUUCUAGCAGGAAGCUACUUGUCUGUGGGAGGAGCAAUCACGGGUUUGAUAAAACCAGGGAGAAUGAGCCUUUUUGGAAUACUUAUUCUCAUGUGGGGUCUGAUUAGAGAACUCAUUAUGGGAAAAUCUGGUUUCAGUAAUGCAAAAGGUAUACAUAUCUAUCCAGCCAUGUAUAUUGCUCUAGUCUCAGCAUUCUUCUCCAUUAGAAAGGAUGUCAGAAAGUUAAUUCGUAGCUUCACUCGAAAGCACAUUGUGAAGGCAAAACGUUCCUAA